Molecule: messenger RNA, 3420 nt
Organism: Lactuca saligna
Lineage: Eukaryota; Viridiplantae; Streptophyta; Magnoliopsida; Asterales; Asteraceae
Source: the annotation of a GenBank genome assembly
AUCUGUUCAUAUACCAAGCAAAUAAAACCAAACCAAACUAAACCGGAAGUUUGUGUCUCUAUAAAGUCAUCAUUAGCUACUAAAAUGGAGUGUUGGGUUGUGAGUCAGAGUAAAUCAUGGGUAUAUCGGUCCUUGAUGUUGAUGAUGAUAAAUAUUCUAAUGGUCGGGCAAACACAAGGAGAUUGUAUAGUAGAGGAGAGAAAGGCGCUACUCGAAAUUAAGGCCUCCCAUAUGAAGUCAUAUGAUUCUGAAAUUGACGAUUUUCUCCCUACUUGGGUUGAUUAUGGCAGUAGUACCCCUGGGGAUGGUGGCAGCGAUUGUUGUGAUUGGGAGAGGGUCAACUGCAACACAACCACCGGGCAUGUCAUAGAGCUUUCUUUGUACAAUUUGAGAGGAAUGGUAGAUGAAAACAUGGAGCUUGGGAUCCAGUUGUGGCCAUUGAAUGUUUCCUUGUUUCUUCAUUUUAGAGAGUUGACAAGUCUCAAUCUAUCAUAUGAUUUUCUUGAUAAAUUAGAGAUUAUGAAGACAGGACUUGAAAGGUUGUCGAGUUUGAAAAAGUUGGAGAUACUAGACCUCAGUUUGAAUUAUGAUAUUGAUAACGACAUUCUUCCAUCAUUGAGUACACUCACUUCACUCAAAAUCUUGGAUCUAAGCCACACAGGCUUGAAUGGAAACUACCCUAUCAGUGCUUUAGAGAACUUGGAGGUGUUGUCUCUAAGCUUUUGUUACUUUAAUAUUACCUUUGAGAUUCAAGAAUUAGCUCAUCUGAUUAACUUAAAGAAGUUGGAUUUAAGUAAUACCUGGUACCUUGGCACACCCAAUAUCCAAGACUGUAAGAGCUUAUCAAGAAUGAAAAGGCUGGAGAGUAUAAAUCUUUCUGGUAACAGUUUCAACAAGAGCAUCAUAUCAUGCUUAACUGCCCUCCCAUCCCUCAAGAUUCUUGAUCUAUCCUAUUCAACUUCACUGGGAACUUCCUUUCCUGUCCAAGAGUUUAAUGAUUUGCGUGAUUUGGAAGUCCUCCUCUUGAGACGUAAUGGUUUCAGUGGAACACUUCCAAUGGAAGCUUUUGCAUCUUUCCGUCAUCUUGAGAUCUUGGAUUUGAGUGAAAACAGUUUUGUUGGGAGCAUCCCAUCAACAAUACAGGGAUUAUCUUCCCUAAGAGUUCUCUCAUUCGCUGAAAAUAGUCUUAAUGGCUCAUUAUCUGAUGAUGGAUUCUGUGAGUCAAAGAAUCUCCAGGAGUUGGAUCUUAGUAACAACAUGCUCCAUGGAAGUCUGCCUCUGUGUUUUGACAGUCUAACAUCUCUUAAGUUGUUGGAUAUUUCUUCAAACCAAUUCUCAGGGAUACUUAUGCCCUCACUCAUUGCUAAUCUCACAUCUCUCGAGUACAUUGAUUUUAGUCAUAACAUAUUUGAAGGUUCAUUCUCAUUCAGCUAUUUCUGCAAUCUUACAAAGCUUGAGGUAGUUCGAUUUAGAAGCGACAAUGACAGGUUUGAGGUGGAAACAGAAGAGGCUAUAGAUUGGAUUCCAAAGUUUCAGUUGAAAGUUCUUGCUCUAUCUAAUUGCAAUAUGAAUUUUCAUAAAGGACAUCUUGUUCCGGGGUUUCUACUUCACCAACACAAGUUACUAGAAUUAGACAUGUCCCACAACUCCUUGGAAGGGCAGUUUCCAAAUUGGUUGAUUGAAAACAAUACGAAUUUGCAAGUUCUUAAUCUAAGGAACAACUCCUUUGACAGUUUUCCACUGUAUAGGAAUGCUAAUAUGAAGUGGUUGGAUUUGUCUGGAAAUCACAUGAAAGGUACUAUUCUAAACAAUAUCCCAAAGUUCUUUCCAAACAUAAAUCGUUUGAAUUUGUCCAGAAACUCAUUAAGUGGUGCUAUUCCUCCGUCAUAUGGUGAUUUGAGCAGAUUACAAGUACUAGAUUUAUCCGAUAAUGAGUUAUCAGGAGAAGUACCAAAGGAAUUGUUUACAAACCUCUCUUACCUGGAUAUAUUGAAACUAUCAAGGAACAACUUGCAUGGGGAGGUACUCUCAGGAAACCUAAGCUGGGGUAACCACCAAUGGGUUUACUUAGAUGGCAACCGUUUCACAGGGAAAAUCGGAAUUAAGAACUGGGAGGAAAAUCUUGAAGGUUUGAGAGCUCUUGAUAUUAGCAAUAACUUAUUUACAGGUGUCAUUCCUAGCUGGUUAAGCAAUAUGAAAUACCUGUCUGAACUUGUGGUGAGAAAUAAUAGUUUGAAAGGUCGGUUUCCUUGUGGAACAGCUCCAUUCUCGUUUCUGGAUAUCUCACAGAAUUCUUUCUCCGGGCCCAUCCCAUCCUGCUUAAAUUUGCAAAAUAUGGAGCAUCUUUAUUUGGGUUCCAACAGAUUUACUGGAUCAGUUCCUCUUUCCUUUGGUAAUUUGACUAAGGUUUUGAUUUUGGACAUAGGCAACAACAAGUUGUCGGGCGGGAUUCCCGAAUUUCUUGGCGAACUAUCCGAUUUAAGAAUUCUUGUUUUGAGAAAUAACAACUUUAGCGGUUCUAUUCCGAAGCAAUUAUGCCAAUUAAGUAAUGUGAGUUUGAUAGAUUUAUCCAGUAACUCUCUUUCUGGUUCAAUACCUAGCUGCCUUCAAAAUAUUACAGGCCCACGUUACCUUGCUUUCAUUGAAAGAAUGAUGAGUCAGUCUUUCACGGAUUUCACUUACGUGGAUGGAAGUGAUCCUCAGAGGGGGCUUUCUACCAACUUCUAUCCCGAAGUGAUUGAAACACGAGACGAAGUUCAGUUUACAACAAAAAGCAUGUCUCGUCCCUACAAAGGCAAUAUUCUUGAUUACAUGGCAGGAUUGGAUUUAUCGUGCAACAAACUGACAGGUAAAAUCCCUGAAGAACUGGGGUUUUUGACCCAGAUUCUUGCUUUGAACCUGUCUCACAAUCAGCUGACUGGACCCAUUCCAGUGAACUUCUCAGAUCUUGCUAAACUGGAGAGCUUAGACCUUUCUUCAAAUGGUUUGACUGGCAAAGUUCCAUCAGAACUGAUUGAGCUGACUUUUCUAGGAGUUUUUAAUGUUUCUCACAACAAUCUGUCGGGUAGACUCCCAGACAUGAAACAGCAGUUUGGUACCUUUACAGAGGCGUGCUACCAAGGCAAUCCGCUUCUUUGUGGACCACCACUGGAGAAGAAAUGUGCCACUGAACCACAUGUAACAACACAUCCAUCUCUCGAAGAACAAGGCACUGAGAAAUGGUAUGAAAUUGAUAUCGUGUGUUUCUAUGGAAGUUCUAUUUCAACAUUGGUUGUGUUUUUAUUGGGAUUUGUUGCCCUUUUGUACGUCAAUCCUUACUGGCGCAGAAGGUGGCUAGACUCUGUUGAAGAAUGUAUGUAUACAUGCUAUUACUUUCUUUAUAAUUCAGUAAAGAAGGCUUGUAUCAUCUUCCGUAAGUAG